UGACACGACAAAAUUUGACGAUUCACAAAAAAAGAAGGCAGCAACACUUGUUUCGGUGAUUCUGUUCGUCAAACGUUUUUCAGAAGGAGUCGGCGAAGAGUUUUGCACGCAAUGGCGGCCCAUAGAAUCGUUCUUCCUCUGUUAGUUCUCGGCAUUCUAGGGUGCUGGAGCCUGACUGGCGAAACCAGCUGGGAGAUCCACCUCAUGGCCAAGUCUUCUUCCAGUUCUGGAUUCUACAUUCUCAAUGACUAUCAGGACACGUUCGCUGAGGACAGUGGUUCGACCUCUGCUUUCCCUGCCACUGCCGUAUCCAACAUUAUGCUCAAAACACUCGGAAUCCUAAGGGAUGGAGCUCGUUGGGCUGGAGUACAAAUGGGAAGCCUGUUCUCGCGACCCCAUGCUACCGCUCUCUUUGUCGUGGAUGGUGUCUCCUCAGGAGCAAUCGCGUCUCUCUCCGAGAAAAAGUUUACUGUCGACCAGAGUGGCCUGACCGGCUCCACAAGUCUCGACAUGCAGACUAUGUUUUCCGGAGACAAUGUUGCCACUCACAUGAGUAAAAUCUUCGACGGACGCUGCCAGACGCGCAGCAUCAGCGCAGACCAACAAGCUGCCUUGGCAGGUUCAGCUGAAGGCUCAUUCUCGGGAGGAGACCAGUUCACUGACACAGUGAAGAUGAUACGUGGAGAUAGCAGUGUCUUGGUUCCGUACGGACUGGAGACCAAAGGUUUGGAUGUCGGAACAGACGAAGAUGUGGCACUUUUGGCCGAGCUUUUCAUGAUCCACCAAACAAUGGAGCAGCUGAAAGAAUUGAAGAACUACGCAAAUGACGGAGCUCCCGAUAUUUACAUAUUCACAAUCUCCACGAUAAGGGCCCUGGAACUAAAGUAUGGAGUGGGGUCGGAAAAGGUCUUAGUGGCAACCAAGCUUGUCCAAUCAACCAUCCAAAAGGUGACUAAGGAUCUUGUGGGUUUGUAUGACGGAAAGAUUUUGGUCCAGGCUCUGGUACUAGAAUGGAACUUCCCAGAGGGACCGAGCUCUGAGAGCCUUGCGGAAGCCCACGACCUUCUCAAACCACACCUUGCUUCACCUAGUUUUGAAGAUUUCAAGUCGGAUCUUCCCCAAGUCAACUUGAAGCCCGUCAGUUAACGAGCAGUUGAUAAUGUAGAACUGUCUAUUAUGUGGCCAAUAACUGGUGUGUAUUAUUACAUCUGUAUAGGACGCUAUUGAGAGUCCUUAUUUGUGCUUCAACCUGAAGAAGGCACUUGGGCCUUCCUUCAAGGUAAAGUGUCCAGAGACCAAUUAUUGGACUGAAUCAAGAUACGUCCGGGAUGCCGAUAACAAUGUCGAUGAUGGCUACGAGGAUGGCUAUAGAGAUGACGUCACUGCUAAUAUCACCCUGGGUAACGUGGACGGUGGGAGAUCGGAGGGUUUCGCCGCCAUUUUUCUCAUCACCCUAUUCCUGGGUCUCAGUCUCGGUCUUGCCGUAUAUGCAGUGAGCUGGAUGAUGUGGACGAUGGAUCCCGGAAGAGACUCCAUCAUAUACCGUCAGAUUGCCGACCCUAACGAGGGGAUGAGAAUGUAGCAUUAGGCUGCAAGAGGGCAAGCCUCUUUCCUGCUGUAGAUUAUUAUAUUGACCACAUACUUGAACUGGCUUUACGGUAGUUCACAGUUUGUAUGGUAUAUAGUCUGGUAGACGUGAUCAAUAAUUUUCACAUGCCAACUGAGUACUUGGUAGGCGUUCCUCAUAGCGCGAAAGACUGUACUGGCGCGCUGGGCGCAUGCGCACGUAAAACGUACGACAGCAGCUUAGCAUGGUGGAGCGGGGUGGCCGAAAGCCCAAGAGUCAGUACAGAGACCACAAGGCCGGACUUUCGACCGAGGAAUAUGAGGGAAAACUGCGCAGCAGCUCCACGCUGUACGUCGGGAACAUGUCCUUCUUCUCGAGCGAGGAGCAGGUGUACGAGCUGUUCUCCAUGUGCGGAGAGGUGAAGCGGAUCAUCAUGGGUCUGGAUCGAAUCAAGAAGACGCCGUGUGGAUUCUGUUUUAUCGACAACAGGUAUUACUCUCACGACUCGGCUGCCAAGGGCAUAGCGUACAUCAGUGGAACAAAGCUGGACAACAGAAUCAUUAGGGCAGACUGGGACAUGGGGUUCAUUGAGGGG
Geodia barretti is the source of this 2162-nucleotide messenger RNA. The record is from the annotation of a GenBank genome assembly. Lineage: Eukaryota; Metazoa; Porifera; Demospongiae; Tetractinellida; Geodiidae.